Solanum pennellii is the source of this 677-nucleotide messenger RNA. RefSeq lists its product as uncharacterized. The coding region runs from base 106 to 573 and encodes 155 amino acids. Lineage: Eukaryota; Viridiplantae; Streptophyta; Magnoliopsida; Solanales; Solanaceae. The record is from RefSeq and is a predicted model, not a curated record. The transcript has 4 exons.
CUUCUAUUUACUUAUAAUAAAUAACCACCAUCUUCUUCUUCUCUCUUCACCAUCUUUAAAAACUUAGCUACAUUUUUCUAGUAAAUUAGUAUCAAGAAAAUAAAAAUGAAGCAGCUAGAUACUAAAGACUUAGCUUCUUCCUUACCUGUUCUUCAAAGAUUAGAUCGCCUCGAUCUCCUGCUGCAGGUUCUAGAAGAGAAACAUGGGAUGUCGUCACCAAAAAAUGAGAAAGGAAAAGAAGAAAACUCAGAGUACUGCAGGAGUACUCUGAGUCUAUCUACUGCACUUGAAGAAGUUCAUCACAAAGGCACUCUUGUUGAUCGACUCACUGCACUCGAGAAUCGAGUUUUAAAGUUGCAGCUAAGCUUAGAAAUAGAAGAAGGGAACACUUCAAGGUCGAGUUCAUCAAAGUCAAGAAAUCAUGACAACGAAGACGAAAAGGUCAAUCUCAAACAGGAAGAAGCAUUAAAAGCAUGUUUAUGUAGUGAGAAAACAGAUAAAGUUGUUGGUAAUGCUAAAAUGACAAAGAAAAAAUGGCGCAUUGGCAGCUGGCUUCGAUUGGGAUGUAAUUAAAUUUUGAAAAUUAUGUAUGUAAUUUAAUUAUAUUUCUAGUACUUGCAAUUUGUACUUGUUUAAGCUUCAAGUCGAUUGAUUGCUUAUGAUUUUAUCAUCCGUCA